AUGGCAGCCAGAGGCAGGGCCGAGGGAGGCCUCCCGGAUCGUUACCUGGUGAGCCGGCCCAUCUACAACGAACCCAGCUUCCAGGAGGAGAACGAGAAGAAGCUGGUGGUGCCCAAAACGCUCCGCGAGCGAGUCCGGAAAUCCUGCAGCUGUUCGAAGAAAAAAGCCUUGCAGGCCACCAAGACGUUCCUCCCUAUCUUGGAAUGGCUGCCCAAAUAUAGGGUGAAGGAAUGGCUCCUCAAUGAUGUGAUUUCGGGCAUCAGCACAGGGCUUGUGGCUACUUUACAAGGUUUGGCGUACGCGUUACUAGUUGCCGUUCCAAUUGGUUAUGGACUCUAUUCUGCAUUUUUCCCCAUCUUGACGUAUUUCUUCUUAGGAACAUCAAGACACAUCUCUGUUGGACCUUUCCCUGUAGUCAGUUUAAUGGUGGGCUCCGUAGUACUGAGCAUGGCCCCAGAUGAAAAAUUCCUCCUGGCGAACAGUAACGUGACGGGAAUGAAUGGGACGGCUGGGAUAGACAUCGCUUCCAGAGAUGCCCAACGGGUGCUCAUUUCCAGCACUGUCACCUUCCUGGUUGGCAUCAUCCAGCUAGUGUUUGGAGUUCUUCGAAUUGGUUUUAUUGUAAGAUAUCUUGCUGAUCCACUGGUUGGGGGAUUCACAACAGCAGCUGCUUUUCAAGUAUUUGUUUCACAACUAAAAAUUGUGCUGAACGUUUCAACCAAGAACUACAACGGAGUCCUUUCCAUAAUCUACACACUUAUAGAUAUAUUUCAAAAUAUUGGAACCACCAAUAUAGCUGACUUGGUGGCUGGACUGCUGACCAUCAUUAUUUGCAUGGCGGUGAAAGAAAUUAAUGACCGCUUCAGACACAAGAUCCCGAUUCCAAUUCCUAUCGAAGUCAUUGUGACCAUCGUUGCCACUGGCAUUUCAUACGGGGUGGAUCUUGAGAAGAAAUACAACGCAGGGAUCGUGAAAAGCAUCCCGAGAGGAUUUUUGCCUCCUCAACCUCCAGCUGUGGAGAUGUUUGGAGACAUGCUGGCCUCGUCUUUUUCCAUCGCGAUUGUGGCUUAUGCGAUCGCCGUCUCGGUGGGAAAGGUCUACGCCACCAAGUACGAUUACGCCAUUGAUGGAAACCAGGAAUUUAUCGCCUUUGGAAUCAGCAAUAUUUUUUCAGGAGCCUUUUCCUGUUUCGCUGCUACCACCGCGCUGUCUCGCACUGCGGUCCAAGAAAGUACAGGUGGAAAAACUCAGGUUGCCGGUAUAAUCUCAGCGUUUAUCGUAUUAAUUGCUAUUGUAGCCUUGGGGAAGCUGCUGGAACCUCUGCAAAAGUCUGUUUUGGCAGCUGUGGUCAUUGCAAACCUGAAAGGGAUGUUUAUGCAAGUAUGUGACGUCCCUCGUUUAUGGAGGCAGAGCAAAGCAGACGCUAUGAUCUGGGUUUUCACAUGCGUAGCAUCCAUCAUCCUUGGAUUGGAUUUAGGAUUACUUGCCGGGUUGAUAUUUGCACUGCUAACAGUUGUGCUGAGGGUUCAGUUUCCUUCCUGGGGUAAACUUGGUAACAUUCCUGGCACGGAUCUAUAUAAGAACAUCAAAGAAUACAAAAGCGUUGCUGAACCUGAAGGAGUGAAGAUUCUCAAGUUCUCGAGUCCCAUCUUUUAUGCUAAUAUCGACGGCCUAAGAAGCAGUGUCAAAUCUACUGUGGGAUUCGAUGCCGUCCGGGUUUACAACAAAAGGCUGAAGGCUUUGAGAAAAAUACAGAAGCUCAUCAAGAAAGGAAAAUUAAAAGCAACCAAAAAUGGUAUUAUCAGUGAUUCUGGUACUGUGAAUGAAGGCUUUGAAUCUGACGACGACCCAGAAGACCCUGUAGAUCCAGGCAUCCCAACCAAAGAAAUGGAGAUCCAGGUGGACUGGAACGCAGAACUUCCCGUCAAAGUAAACGUCCCGCAAGUGCCACUACACAGCCUAAUUUUUGACUUUGGAGCUGUCUCGUUCAUGGAUGUAGUAGCCGUCAGAGUAAUGAAAGCGAUUGUCAAAGAGUUCAAGAGAAUUGAUGUGUCAGUGUACAUCGCAUCACACCUAGACAACAUUAUUAAAACAUUGGAACUAUGUGCCUUUUUUGAUGAUGACAUUCAGAAAGAUUUAUUUUUCCUGACUGUUCAUGAUGCUGUAUUACACAUACAGAGCCAAGCCAUGUAUAGAGAGGCCCAAGACCCUCUCGCUGAAAAGAUAUCUUUAAUGCAGGAGUCCAAAGAACCAAUAGAAUUUCCAGAAAUAAACCAGAAUGAACAGCUGGAUGCCCAAGAAGAGGCUAUGCGCAGACUUGCUUCAUAA
Thamnophis elegans (Western terrestrial garter snake) is the source of this 2328-nucleotide messenger RNA. It is a transcript of the gene SLC26A4, whose product is annotated as solute carrier family 26 member 4. The record is from RefSeq and is a predicted model, not a curated record. The transcript has 20 exons. Lineage: Eukaryota; Metazoa; Chordata; Lepidosauria; Squamata; Natricidae. Gene Ontology annotation, biological process: transmembrane transport. Gene Ontology annotation, cellular component: membrane. Gene Ontology annotation, molecular function: oxalate transmembrane transporter activity; chloride transmembrane transporter activity; sulfate transmembrane transporter activity. The coding region runs from base 1 to 2328 and encodes 775 amino acids.